AUUCUUCCUAAAACCUUUGAUUUCUCUCUCACACACAUUAAACCCUCGAGAUGGGUUCAUACACGAACACGCCAAAUUUUGACAAUCUGCUCCUUCAAACCUUAAUGGGUAGGCUUCAAGUCCGUCCACCCAACCCUCUUCAACACCAAUCGUCGCCAUCUCUAAACCAAACCCUAGAAUCUCUCCUAUUAGAUACAUUAAGCAACCUCGCCGAUACCGAAGACGACGAUGAUGAAUCCAACAACAGCGGCAAAGCCCAGCUCGCCAAAGAAGAAUCGAAGCUGGAAAAGGAGGUGAUUAAGAUCAUUCUUAGUGGAAACACAGAGGAAUCCCUAAAACCGAAUUCGGGUCAAGCCGUUAGGAUUGGAGAACACCAUAUUUGUAUCGGGUAUCAUGUGGAGCCCGGGUCGGAGUAUCGGGUCUGGGAAUGGCAUGGUCAUAUCAUGCUGUUUGAUGAAGAAAAUGGGUAUAACCCGGAGUAUAUUUACGGGAAUUAUUUCGAGAGGCUGAGAGUUGUACCGGAGAAGAAGGCUGAGGAGGAGGUAAAGGGAGAUGGCGACGAUAACGAUAAGGAGGAGAAAGCGGUGAAUUCAGGGUUAAAAGAGCUAAUUGAAUCAAGCGAUGAAUCAGGGUCGGGUCGGAUACUCCAUCGCAACAUGAAUGUUGGGUCCCCUAGGGUCUAGUCAAGCUCCUUUCGAGACGUUGAUGCCAAAGUUUGAAUCAAAAGGAAAACAGAGUCUGGCGUAUCGAGUGUUGAUCUUUCUGGAUGCUAUCAAGUUGUUCCUAUUUCACAGUUUUAUAUGUUGUUUUGAAUAGAAGUUAGAAUCUUUGCUUUCUGGGCAACUUCGCUGAGAUUGAUUGAUUUAUUUAUUUUUGAUUGAUUGGAACAUGAAAUAGAUGAAAGAAGCUUAUGUGCCAUACAUACUACAGAAUAGUUUUGCUUUCCAUUUUUGCUUCAUGC
Messenger RNA from Cynara cardunculus var. scolymus (artichoke), 961 nucleotides. RefSeq lists its product as uncharacterized. The transcript has 2 exons. NCBI's taxonomy places the organism in Eukaryota, Viridiplantae, Streptophyta, Magnoliopsida, Asterales, Asteraceae. The coding region runs from base 51 to 683 and encodes 210 amino acids. The record is from RefSeq and is a predicted model, not a curated record.